AUGACGCAGCAAAUUAAUAAAAAAACAAACGUUUUGCGGCGUGGCUCCUUUAACGCCGCAAAGUUGUCACCUGUCCCCCACACAGAGACACGCGUAUUAACCCCAUAUUUUUGGAGCCAGCUGCUUCUCUCUUUCGUCUCUUUCGUUUGGCUUGUCUCACUUCACAGAAACACCAACACCUUCUUCUUCCUUCAUACGACUGACCCUGACCUACUCUCUUCACCAUCGAAUUUCGCCGGAAAACUUAAGCUCCACCGCCGCCGUGGUCAUUCGAACUCAUCUCCGCCGCCUCCGUUCUCAAUUGAGGCCUUCACUGGUAAAUCCUAUGCCACCGUGACACAGAUCACAGGAACUGAAAGCCAUGAAUUUGUUAUUUGGGUCCAGUUUUUGUUGUUGAUCUUAUUGUUGUUGCUUGCUUUUGUUGUUGUUGUUGCUGUUUUUGCUCUUGUUGUUCUUGGUGUUUUUGGUUGUAUCAUGACUUUAGCCGGUGAAACAAAAGGUAUGAGUCGAAGUUGGAUGUAUGAGAAGCGAACUUCGUCGGGGUUCUUGAACGGGGUAGAGGAGUUUUGUAGAUGUGCUUUGGAGCAUCAAGAAAAUGUACAAGAUAAUGGGUUUAAUUGUCCAUGUGUCGAUUGCGAAAAUGUGAGUAGGGUUAGUAGUAUCAAAACAUUAAGAGAUCAUGUGAUUCGUCGUGGGUUUAGGCAACAAUACCAUGUGUGGAUAUGGCAUGGUGAGAUCGGAGGAUAUACGGGAAAUUCCAGUGAAAAUCCAAUUAUUGACCACCAUGUACACACUGAACCUAUUGAUCGGACCGAGGAUAUGUUUUCGGAGGAAGAUGAUGAAGGUGAAGAAGACGUGGAUGAUGAUAUUGAGGAGGAUCAUAUAGAUGAAAUGAUGGAGGCAAUUCAAGAUAAGCCUCAUUUAUUUGAACGUUUGUCAGAAGCUGCUGAGAAACCUUUGUAUCCUGGAUGUGUCAAGUACACUCAGUUGUCGGCUGUGUCAGUGUUGACCAACCUGAAAAUAAAGGGCGGUGUGACUGACGCAAUUUUUUCACAAUUUUUGGAGGCAUUAGAGGACAUGUUUCCCGAAGGGAAUGUGUUGCCUAAGUCGACUUAUUAUGCCAACAAGUUGAUGUGUCCUUUUGGAUUAGCAUAUGAGAAAAUAGAUGCUUGCCCAAAUGAUUGUAUUUUGUAUCGAAAAGAGUUUGCAGAUUUAGAUAAAUGUCCUCGGUGUGGUAAGUCUCGUUACAAGCUCCCAGAUGGAGUUAUGCCCGGGGAAGGCAAGAAAGGUCCCUCUGCUAAACUGCUUUGGUAUCUUCCAAUAAUACCAAGGUUUAGACGAUUGUUUUCAAUAAAGAAGGAGGCAAAGAACUUGAGGUGGCAUGCAGAUAAGAGGAAGAAAGAUGGGUUGCUUAGACAUCCGGCAGAUUCUCCUCAAUGGAAAGAUAUUGAUGAAGAAUUUCCAGAAUUCGGCAAAGAAGAUAGGAAUCUUAGGCUUGCGCUUUCUACUGACGGAAUGAACCCAUUUGGUAGUCUAAGCAGUCAACACAGCACUUGGCCUGUUCUGUUAGUAAUUUAUAAUUUGCCUCCUUGGUUGUGCAUGAAGUCAAAGAAUAUUAUGUUAUCCUUACUUAUACAAGGGCCGAAACAACCAGGAAACGAUAUUGAUGUAUACCUUGCUCCGCUCAUUGAUGAUUUGAAAAAAAUGUGGGAUGAAGGUAUUUCUGUUUUUGAUGCGUAUGGUGAUGAGAUUUUCACGUUGCGUGCAAUGUUAUUUUGUACCAUCAAUGACUACCCGGCUUAUGGUAACUUGUCAGGGUAUAAGGUAAAGGGAAAGAUGCCAUGCCCAGUUUGUGAAGAUGAUAUGGAAUCAACCUGGUUGCCAAAUUCUAGAAAACACGUGUAUCCAGUUCAUAGAAAGUGGCUAAAUAGGUUUCAUCCUUAUCGAAAGAAAAAAUCUCUAUUUGAUGGCAACGUGGAAGAACGUAGAUUUCGUAGACCAUCAUCUGGAAGAGAGGUUUACAACCGUGUUAAAGGCAUAGAGACGGUUUUUGGAAAAUCUGGGAAAAAUAAAAAAGAUGGAAUUUGGAAGAAGGAGUCUGCCUUUUGGAAACUGGAAUAUUGGAAGCAUCUGUCAGUUAGACAUUGUCUCGAUGUAAUGCACAUAGAAAAAAAUGUGUGUGAGGCCAUUUUGGGUACAUUGUUGAACAUGGAUAAGAAAUCGAAGGAUGGCAUUAAGGUGCGGAGAGACAUGCAACACCUGAAGAUUCGACCUCAUUUAUGGCCAAAGCUUAAGGAAAAGGCCAGAAAGGGGAAAGGGAAGUCUUACUAUUUACCCCCUGCUUGCUAUACAUUGUCUAAAGUUGAGAAAAGAAUAUUUCUAGAGUGUCUUUAUGGAAUUAAAGUUCCAAAGGGCUACUCAUCGAAUAUAAGAAAGCUUGUGUGUAUGACUGAAUUGAAAUUACAUGCAAUGAAAUCCCAUGAUUGUCAUGUCAUGAUGCAAGAAUUAGACAAACUACAAGCUAAUGUAGUUGUAACACUGUGCCAGUUUGAGAUGUAUUUUCCGCCUUCGUUUUUCGACAUAAUGGUUCAUUUAGUUGUCCAUCUUGUUCGAGAAAUCAAGCUUUGUGGUCCAAUGUUCAUGAGAUGGGCUUAUCCUUUUGAAAGGCAUAUGGGGUGCAUGCAGAGAAAGGUGAGGAAUCCCGCACGACCAGAAGCAAGUAUGAUUCAAGGAACUGUGUCGGCAGAGAUUGGUGCGUUUAUUGCUGAAUAUAUGUCCAGAGCUGAACCAAUCGGACUUCCUAAAUCUCGACAUGAGGGGAGACUUGAAGGCAAAGGCACAAUUGGUGCUAAAGAUAUCAGUGCUCCAUUAGAGAAACAGAUGCAAGCCCACUUAUGUGUGCUACAACAACUCACAAAGGUUAGUCCGUACUUAGAAAAGCAUAUGCAGGAGUUAAGAGCUCGAAAUCCGACUAAAACAGAACGUGCCUUUGUGUUGGAACAUAAUCGUACUUUCAGUGAUUGGUUUCAAAAUAAAGUGAUGGCUGAGUUGGAUGUUAAAGGCCACAAAAUCUCCAAUACGAUAAAAUGGCUAUCAUAUGGUCCACAAGAUACUUUGCACUCAUAUGAAGGGUAUGACAUCAAUGGAUAUACCUUCCAUACGCUACGUCAAGACAAAAAGUCAAGGUCUACGCAAAAUAGUGGUGUUACAAUGGUUGCUUCUUCUAGAGAUUAUGCAAGUGCUAAAGAUAAGAAUCCAGUUGAUGCAACACAUCCAUAUUAUGGGGUCAUUCAGGAAAUAUGGGUGCUUGAUUAUAGUGGAAAAAUAAAGGUACCACUUUUUCAAUGCAAGUGGGCAGAGAAUAGUCGGCGCGGUGUUAAGCUUGUUGACAAUAAUAUGACUAUAAUCAAUAUGACACGGUUGCGCGAUACUUCAGAGCCAUUCAUACUCGCAUCCCAAGCAAAGCAAGUUUUCUACAUAAGAGACAAUGUCGAUCAUGAUUGGUCUGUUGUUGUUAAAGGGAAGAGAUAUAUUCUUGGUGUUGGUGAUGUCGAUGAUGAAGAAGAGUACGAUCAGUUUGAUGACUCACCACCGUUCUCAAUUUCAGAGAGCGAUGUGCUUGAUGGAACGGAUAAUGAUACCAAUUAUAUGCGCUUAGAUCAUACAGAAGGCAUAACUGUUGAUGAACCUUGA
Spinacia oleracea (spinach) is the source of this 3693-nucleotide messenger RNA. RefSeq lists its product as uncharacterized. Bases 1 to 3693 code for a protein of 1230 amino acids. The transcript is spliced from 5 exons. The record is from RefSeq and is a predicted model, not a curated record. NCBI's taxonomy places the organism in Eukaryota, Viridiplantae, Streptophyta, Magnoliopsida, Caryophyllales, Amaranthaceae.